AUGGCUCGGACCAAAAGAAGCGCGCGUAAAUCAACUGGUGGAAAAGACCUCAAUGUUUCAGAUGUGAAGCAAUACGCAAAGAAGACGAUCAAGAAGCCUUAUUUCGGGCUAGAGACGAAGUUCAAGGAUGGUCAGAUGGCCUAUCGAAAGACAAUUUCCGGGGCGCGGAAGCAGGCGUCGCAGGUCAAGAGGCCACACCGGUUCCGACCUGGAACCGUUGCGCUUCGUGAAAUAAGGCGCUACCAGAAGUCCACGGAACUCCUCAUUCGCAAGUUACCAUUCCAAAGGCUCGUCCGUGAGAUUGCCCAGGAUUAUAAGACAGAGCUCCGAUUCAAGGGAGCAGCUGUCUUGGCCCUCCAAGAGGCGGCUGAGGCGUACCUCGUCGGAUUAUUCGAACACACUAAUCUAGCGACUUUGCAUGCCAAGCGUGUUACGAUCAUGCCGAAGGAUAUGUACCUCGCUCGUAAGAUUCGCGGCGACAUUCUGAAGGGGUUCUAG
This is a messenger RNA of Cyclocybe aegerita, 498 nucleotides long. The record is from the annotation of a GenBank genome assembly. Lineage: Eukaryota; Fungi; Basidiomycota; Agaricomycetes; Agaricales; Hemipholiotaceae.